This is a messenger RNA of Gilbertella persicaria, 1045 nucleotides long. Its product is annotated as HotDog domain-containing protein. The record is from RefSeq and is a predicted model, not a curated record. Gene Ontology annotation, biological process: fatty acid catabolic process; acyl-CoA metabolic process. Gene Ontology annotation, cellular component: peroxisomal matrix. Lineage: Eukaryota; Fungi; Mucoromycota; Mucoromycetes; Mucorales; Choanephoraceae. The coding region runs from base 28 to 1038 and encodes 336 amino acids. The transcript is spliced from 6 exons. Gene Ontology annotation, molecular function: fatty acyl-CoA hydrolase activity.
UCUUAUCUUUCCCUUUAUCAGUUCGAUAUGCCUAACUCAACUUUUCCUGCAGUCAUUUCAUUUGCAGACAAGAAAAAUUCUACCCCUGUCAUUACUGCUAAAUUCGGUGAUGAAAAUGAUGAAGACUUUGGUAUUCGUAUGGCCAACGCAGUCGAAGUAGAAGAAAUCGAUGUGAAUUUGUACAUGAGUAAGGAAUUAUGGUUACCUGCAGGUGCACGUGGUGCUUUUGGCGGUCAGAUUGUUGCUCAAGCUUUAAGAGCCGCUUUUUAUACAGUCGAAGAAGAAUUUGAUGUUCAUUCUCUUCAUAGUUACUUUAUUUUACCGGGAAAUGUUGAAAUGCCUGUCAUUUACCAAGUUCAACGUCUUCGUGACGGUAGAUCGUAUGCUACUCGUUUUGUAACAGCAUCCCAAGGAGGCAAGGCUAUCUUUGUCUGCAGUUUUGGUUUUGCUAAACCUGACAAGAACAUCCAAGUGACACAUCAAACACAAAUGCCAAAGGUUCCUGAACCUGAAACCCUUCCUUCUGAGGUUGAAUUAUUACAAAAGGCUUUAGAGAACAAGGAUUUACCACCUAAAUAUCAUGAACAUAUCAAACUUCGCAUUGAGGAAAGUUCUCCUGUUGAUUAUCGUGAAAUCAAUGUACCUUCACCUUCUUUUCAGGCUCAACGUUGGUUCAAGACAAGAGGUCACCUCGCCUCCGAUAAAAGACUUCAUGCCUGUGUGAUCGCCUAUGCUUCUGAUAGUGGUUUCAUUGGUGUAACUGCUAAAGCAAACGAUAUUCCUGCAACAAAAAUUGGUAUGUUGAUCAGUUUGGAUCAUGCUGUCUGGUUCCAUGCUCCUGCUAGAGCUGAUGAAUGGUUGCUUUAUGAUAUGCACAGUCCUCGUACAAACGAUGGUCGUGGUAUUGUGUUUGGCAGAAUCUAUAACAAGGACGGUAAAUUAAUCGCAACUACUGCACAAGAAGGUGUUGUUCGCUUAACAAAGAAAGAGAUUGAAAACCGCACAAAGCAAAUGAUACCCAAAGAGAGCAAAUUAUAGAUUUAAA